This is a messenger RNA of Perkinsus marinus ATCC 50983, 751 nucleotides long. Its product is annotated as calcium-dependent protein kinase, putative. Gene Ontology annotation, cellular component: spindle pole; cytoplasm; nucleus. The record is from RefSeq and is a predicted model, not a curated record. Gene Ontology annotation, molecular function: ATP binding; protein kinase activity. The annotation marks the transcript as partial. Lineage: Eukaryota; Perkinsozoa; Perkinsida; Perkinsidae. Gene Ontology annotation, biological process: regulation of cytokinesis; mitotic cell cycle; protein phosphorylation. The transcript has 8 exons.
AUGAAAAAGGAAGGUGUGCUAUUCCUCGGUAAGGGAGGCUUCGCAAAGGUAUAUGAAUAUACAGAGCAGAAGACGGGACAACGAGUGGCUAUCAAAGCGGUUCAAAAAGCCAGCCUGACCAAAGAGAAGGCCAAGGCGAAGUUACAGAGCGAGAUUGCGAUACAUCGCUCGCUGAAGCAUCCGCGAAUUGUGCGCUACCUCUCUCACUUUGAAGACUCUAACUGUGUCUACAUCGUCAUGGAGCUUUGCGCACAUGCAACACUGAAUGAAAUUCACAAGCGGCAGAAACGAUUCACUGAACAAGAGGCGCGGCAUUACAUUUGGCAACUGUGUGAUGGAGUGAGAUAUCUCCAUCAGAAUAGAGUCAUUCAUAGAGACCUCAAACUCGGCAACCUGUUCCUCAAGGACAGUACAGACCUUAAGAUCGGUGAUCUUGGUCUUGCGGCUAAGUUGGAUUAUGAUGACGAUAGGAGGACUACAGUAUGUGGUACUCCGAACUACAUCGCGCCAGAGAUACUAGAGGGAGCCCAUCACAACUACGAGGUAGACAUAUGGUCUAUCGGUGUUAUUCUUUACACUAUGUUAUGCGGACGGCCACCGUUCGAGGAUCAGGACGUCAAGGCAACUUACAGAAGAAUUCGUCAUUGCCAGUAUAAAUUCCCCGAUAGUGUUUCCAUUUCCAACGAGGCUAAGUGCCUUAUACAGAGCAUGCUGCAGAUAGAGCCGAGUAAGACAUCAACGGUGCGAUGGU